AUGCGAGAGGUGGUUCUUAAGAAAGGGAAUCGGAAGUUCUUAGAUCUCUUUUGGGACAUUGCAAGUCCUGAGGUCAAUAAAAGGGAUGCAGCUAUCGUUCUGCAGGAUAUUCAAGAACAUAUUUCCUACACACUCGAUCGACUCUCCAAGGGACUUCGUUCGUCAUCUCCUGCGUCGAAGGCAGGUUUUUUAUCUGCUCUGGUCUCAAUUCUUCAAGACAAUGAGGAUAUCUCUACGAAAGCCCUUUUCUCAGCCCUCGAAAAGAAUGUGUUUUCGUUCAAAGCUCAUGACGCGAGGGAGUUGGUGGCCGCUAAUUUGGCUAAAAUUGAUUGUUUAGCUAUGCUUUACCGAUCAGGAAGACUCUCUGAUUUGGACAAUGAAGAGCACAAAAGGAUUGCUUCUGUCCUGACACCUUUAGCAAAGGUUGAGACAUGCCUUCAGCCGAUGGCAUCAGUCGUAUCUCAAGUGGCUCCCCACUUAGAUCAUACAUCCAUAAUCUUCUACGAAGACUUAAUUUCCCAGUUAUGGGACCUUUCUUGGAAAGCGGAGGAACCCACAGCUAGCCAAAUUCUCUUUAUUUUGCGUCUCCAAGAUCAUCCACAAGUUAUGUCGGUGGUUCAAAAUAAUCUCAGGCUUGAGACCGAGAGCAAGUCUGUUAUUAAACGAAUUUUCAAUGCAGUUAAGGCCUGCAACCAAGCCUCAGAUCGGGAAGUAGCAGCUGAAUUAGUCGCCCAGUUCAGAUCUUCAUCGAUUUUCAAUAAGCUUUGGGCGCGAAUUUCAACACCAAUCGACAGGCCAGAGUCUCCAGUAUCUCAGCGUUUGUGUAUUCUGAAGAUGGCGUUAAUUUUGCUGUCGAAACUCCAGACUGAUGAACAGUUUAAGGUCGUCGUUACUCCCACUUUCUUGGCCUUCCUUGGAAAGCAACUUUCCAAUCCAAAGUUAUCCAGCCAUGAGGACAUCUGUCGAGCCGUGAAUAGUCUUCUUUCCCAUUUCAAGAACCGGGUUCUUGAGGAAGAUUCCAUACUGGAAAAUAACAAUGAUUGCAGAUUUAGUUCUCCAAACGAGUCCGUCAUCUAUGCAUCUCAUUUAUUUGCCAAUAUUGCUAAUCAGGCACCCCUCUUUGACUCGACUCUUGCUCCCAAGGCGCCUCAUCUUUUAUCCCUCCUUUUAGACUGCUCAUCUGCUGCCCUUAGCGAGGAGUACCUUUGUGAAUGGUCACAGAACCUUCAAAGCCUUUUUGUUGCCAUCAGAGACGAUUCGACUACCACCAUCGGUACAGUUGACAGAAAACGUCUACACAUUCUGGAGCUCCUUCGUUCGAUUGUCUUCAUCAUUAUAACGCGUGCUAACACCACUAGCAAUCUGGAUUCUCUUUGUGAAGUUCUCGACUUCCUCCUUCUCGUCGCAAACAGUGGCGCUGUUCCUCUGAAGGCUGCUGAGGUCGCAAUAACGUCGGCGGUUGCUGUAGCUUCGUUAACGCAGUUGGGAAGGUGCUUAACACUAUUGGUUCGACGUGUUCCUCUGCGGACAGAAAUGAGGAUCUCACAGAGUACAAAGCCUUGCAAACAGGCGAUGGAAAUAUUGAUAAAAAUCAUGCAGCAUCUCUUGGAAACGGGCGUGAAAAUAUGCUCCGAAGGGCUAAAAGAUGGUGUUGAGUUGUUGGAACGAUUUGAAAAAGCGCAGGCGAUGUUAAAUGAUGAUGAGGGAGAUGAUGAUGUUGUGGAGCAGUGGAUAGGCAUUUUAUAUGCAUCUACGACGAUUUAUGCUCUUACCUUGCAUUCUGGUAGGUCGUCACUUUAUUUCUAUGUGAAUUAG
Hydatigera taeniaeformis is the source of this 1815-nucleotide messenger RNA. The record is from the annotation of a GenBank genome assembly. NCBI's taxonomy places the organism in Eukaryota, Metazoa, Platyhelminthes, Cestoda, Cyclophyllidea, Taeniidae.